AUGUAUAUUCAGUUAUUCACUACGUACACCAAAGCUUAAGACCAAUUUUUUGAUUUCUAGUAGUUUCAUAUCUUCCUUCUCUUAAUCAAUGGCAUCCAAGAGCAAAGUAUUGAUCAUCGGAGCAACGGGAUACAUCGGAAAAUUCAUCGCCGAAGCAAGUGUCAAGAACGGACACCAAACUUUUGCUCUUGUCCGGGAAGAAACCUUCUCUAAAGUGGAUACGCAAGAGUAUUUUCAUAGCCUUGGUGUCAAUGUUCUCAUUGGAGACAUUUAUGAUCAUAAAAGCCUUUUGAGAGCAAUGGAGAAAGUGGAUGUAGUGAUAUCAACGGUUGGUCAUCGUUAUGAUCACUCUAACAUACUUAUCCAUGAUCAAAGGAAGAUUAUAGCAGCCAUCAAAAAGUCUAAUAACAUCAAGCGAUUCUUGCCAUCAGAAUUUGGUAUGGAUGUUGAUAGAGUUCACGCUGUCGAUGCAGCUAAGAGUUUGUUCGAGGCUAAGUCUAAACUACGACGAGUAAUUGAAGAAGAAAAAAUCCCUUACACUAUCGUUUGUGCAAACUACUUUGCUCGUACUUGCAUCCAAAAUUUAUUCCAACAUCCUGAUCUUGAAGCUCCUCCAAGAGAUCUUGUUCAUAUAUUAGGCGAUGGAACUCCAAGAGGAAUUUUCAACAUGGAAGAAGAUAUUGCCAUGUAUACUAUCAAAGCAAUGGAUGAUCCAAGGACCUUAAACAAGAUCCUUUACAUUAGACCCUCAGCAAACAUCUACUCUUUCAACGAGCUUGUGUCUUUAUGGGAGAAUAAAAUUGGCAACAACCUUGAAAGGAUAUAUGUCACAGAGGAACAACUUCUUAAGAAUAUUCGAGAUGAAACAGAUGCAUUGAUGAAAAUGAUACUAUCAGUUGCUUACUCAGUUUUUGUGAAAGGAGACCAAUGCAAUUUUGAAAUCAAACCAUCUUUCGGUUUGGAAGCCACAACACUAUAUCCUGAGUUGAAAUACACAACCGUGGAUGAGUUUCUCAAUCAAUUUGUAUAAAACUAAGGUUAUUGACCAAAGAGUGUGGUCACUAAAAGUCUAAAAGCAUGUCUUCCUUAUACUACCUCCGAUUUUUAUUAUUAGGAAAAAUUGCUCCCAUUAAUCUGAACUUUGCCUCGUCCGCCCAAAUUAAUCCCAACUUUCGUUUAUUAUCUAUCACUCCCAACUUUAGGGGGUAUUAAUUUUUAUUGCACCCAACUGACUUGGAACCGAUUGAAGAGGUCAAUUUUGCUGACUUGUCAUUAGUUGCACACGUGUCGCAGCCUGAUUGGUUCAAAAGUAAAAAAAAACUAUAC
This is a messenger RNA of Chenopodium quinoa (quinoa), 1326 nucleotides long. Its product is annotated as isoflavone reductase-like protein. The record is from RefSeq and is a predicted model, not a curated record. Lineage: Eukaryota; Viridiplantae; Streptophyta; Magnoliopsida; Caryophyllales; Amaranthaceae. Gene Ontology annotation, molecular function: oxidoreductase activity. Bases 89 to 1030 code for a protein of 313 amino acids. The transcript is spliced from 5 exons.